AUGGACUUCAGGCAUCGGCUUAAAUUUUCUUUCCACAUACUCAUUUUAUACACACUAUGUAUACUAAUCGCUCUUUUAAUCAAUGAUGCAAAUUCCUUUAAGGUUUAUCUUACAAACUUUUAUCGCAGGCCACACUUGUAUAAUAACGAAUUGUACCAACCGUCGCACAAUUUUAAAAUUGGUUCCACUGACACUAAUGGCAAUGAUAUCAGUUCAUUGUUUGAUGAUAUAAAAUUGGAGGAUAUAUUAGAGCUUCCAAAGGAAACUGAAAUAACGGAAACUAUUGCACAGUCUGAACCAGCAGCUGAAUCUGAAGUCGAUAAAGAUAAGAAGUCCUUGAGCAUUUAUGACGAGGAUACAGAGGCCAACGUCUGGUCACUCGUACUACCUAAGGAAUUCCUUUACAGCGCAAGUAAUGAAUCAAUUUGGGGAGAUGAUUCUCAAAUCACGGAGUACAAGCCGAAACCUAUUAGAUGGAGUACUAGAACCACUGAUGAAGAAAGGAUGAGACUUGGGGACAUUUAUCAGCAUUUGUCAAGGAAGCCCUUGGCGCAAGUAUAUAAACCAAUUUCAUCUGCUCAUCCAAACGUUGAAGAUAUCGAUAGAACGUUCUUUUUGUUUGACAUAGAGGGGCACUUAAGGUAUUAUUUGGAGCAUUUGAAUGGUGACUACAAUCCGCAAAUACAUAAGGGUCAUAUGAGAGAUACCAAAACUAUAAACUACCUAUUAAACAGGGAGUAUAUACAGGAAUUUAAGCGACCAUUUCCACCUCCAUCAAAUUCCAUAAAUAUAGCACAAAAUCACCUAAUACAGAUAAUUCCAACUGUACUGGAAUCACUUGCUGUAUCAAUAAAAAAUGAUCCUAAUAUAGAAUGCAUUGCAUCACCACCAUUUCAUGAUAUGCAAAAGAUGGCUCCAGGUAUAAAAUCGGGAGAAUUUUAUAAAAACAUCAUUUCCGACGAUUACAAGAAGUUGUGCGAUCUAACCGGGGUGCAUGAGCCUAGCAAGGGUUAUAUCUAUCCAUAUGCCAAUACAGAACCACUAAUUGAUAGGUUGGUAAUGAAAUUAUAUUUGGAUUUGUUGGAGACUAGGGAGUUUGGUAAGAUAAACUUUAAGAAAAUGUACUGUCUGGGUAAAAAAAAAUCCGCUAUUUCUGGCGUAUAUAUUGAACCCGGUAAUGGCCAUUUAUCUAUCAACGGACGUGAUGGUUACCAAUACCUUGAUUACAAUGAAGAAUUGUUGGAGGUUGUAUUCAAGCCAUUAACAACACUAAGAAUUCAAAAACACUUCAAUGUUAUAGCUACUGCUAGAGGAGGCGGCAUUAGCGGUCAGGCUAACGCAAUAUUUCAUGCCCUAAGUACCUACAUUUAUACCACUUUCCUUCCUAUAUCCAAACCUAUACUAAGGUAUUUUGGGCUAGUUACUAGAGAUUUGCGGCGUGUUGAGAGGAAGAAACCAAAUAUGCAUAAAUCUAGACGUGCUGAACAAUAUUCAAAGAGGUGA
Molecule: messenger RNA, 1503 nt
Organism: Babesia microti strain RI
Lineage: Eukaryota; Apicomplexa; Aconoidasida; Piroplasmida; Babesiidae
Product: Ribosomal protein S9/S16
Exons: 1
Coding region: 1-1503 (500 amino acids)
Biological process (GO): translation
Cellular component (GO): mitochondrial small ribosomal subunit; ribosome
Molecular function (GO): structural constituent of ribosome; RNA binding
Source: RefSeq, a predicted model, not a curated record